Molecule: messenger RNA, 2568 nt
Organism: Orycteropus afer afer
Lineage: Eukaryota; Metazoa; Chordata; Mammalia; Tubulidentata; Orycteropodidae
Gene: OTOA
Product: otoancorin
Exons: 25
Coding region: 1-2568 (855 amino acids)
Biological process (GO): cell-matrix adhesion
Cellular component (GO): cell surface
Source: RefSeq, a predicted model, not a curated record
AUGUCCCAGGAACCCAGGACAUACUUCCUUUUCCUGUUCCUUUUUCUGAGCAAUGCAGUGGCGAGUCAGAGAGUUCCAAGUUCCAAGCAGGAUUUGCAUCCAUUGUUGCACAAAAUGGCAGAAGAAAUAAUAGAGGGAAGCUAUCUGAAUGCAUUACUGGAUCUCAUACAGUUUCAAAGCUCCCACGCGUGGACGGCAGACCUGUCCCACAGAAUCCUGGCCUAUCUGAAUUCACGGAAUGUUGCCUUCACCAUUGCCAGCCUGCAGGCAGCCAUGGCAAACCACCUGGAGCAACGUUUGUACCAGCCCCAGCAGCUGCUAGAGGACCUGAGGGGAACGGAUGCUCAUCAAUUCCGCACCGCCAUGAAGUGCCUCUUAGAAGACAAGAAGGACCGCUUGGAGCUGGAGGACAUCAUCAUUGACUUGGGAGAGAUUCAGGAACAAGCCUUGCAGAGCCCUGGUGUGAACCGCAGCCUGUUUCUCGUCACGUUGGAGAGGUGUUUCCAGGUGCUGAAUGCCCUGGAGUGUGUGGAAAUCCUGGGCAGGCUCCUGAGAGGGUCCUCAGGCAGCUUUCUCCAGCCAGACAUUACACAGAGGCUCCCUUGGGACCUUCGUGAGGAUGCCUUUAAGAACCUGGUCACUAUUGGGCUGUUUAUCAGCUACGACAAUGCCACCAAGCAGUUGGACACAGUUUACGAUGUCACACCUGAGUUGGCCCAGGCGUUUCUGGAGAGGAUCAGCUCCUCCAGCUUUGACGUGAGGAAUACUUCCACCAUCCACAGGACUCUCAAAGCCGAUCUCCUGGACAUUGCCACUGAGAACCAGACCCUCAACGAGACACUGGGCUCUUUGUCAGAUGCAGUUGUGGGGUUGACCUACAGUCAACUGGAAUCCCUCUCCCCUGAGUCCGUGCACAGUGCCAUCUCCACCCUUAACCAGGUCUCAGGCUGGGCCAGGAGCCAGGUCAUCAUUUUGUCUGCCAAGUACUUGGCCCAUGAGAAGAUUACAGAAGCAGGGGACACUGCCUCAGCUCUUGUAGACAUACAAGGCGCUUUCUUUAAGGAAGUGUCUCUCUUCGAUUUGUGGAGGGAACCUGGAUUCAACUCUACAGUCCUAAAGGAAAAGGAGCUUCGGAGCAGUCAGGCCUUGUUCCUAUAUGAGCUGCUGUCAAAGACAACCAGAAGGCCCUAUGAGCUCCUGAGCGCAGGGCAGCUGAUCAAAGGUGUGAGGUGCUCACACAUUGAAGCCAUGAGCGUGGACUCCUUCCUGGCCAGUUUCCAGUAUUUUGAGAACAGCCUCUCCAUGCUGUCACCGUAUCAGAUUAAUUGCUUGGCGUGGAAAUAUUGGCAAGUGUCCAGGUCCUCUAUGCCACCUUUUCUUUUGGCCGCGCUUCCCUUCCCUUGUGGGUUUCAGAAUGAUGUCAUUGCUGAUGAGUAUGCUGUGGACAUGGUGGGGAACCUGCUCUGCCAUUUGCCGGCCGCCAUCAUUGACCGUGGGAUCGCCCCCAGGGCUUGGGCCACUGCCCUGCAUGGCCUCAGAGACUGCACAGACCUCAGCUCAGAACAGAAGGCUGCGGUGCGGCGUCGACUCCUAGAGCAGCGUGGCCUCCCUCAGAAUUGGACUGCCGAGACCACAAAGGACGUGGGACCUUUUCUGGUACUUUUCUCAGGAGAUGAAUUAAGCUCUAUCAGCACAAAGUUCCCUGAUAUCUUUCAACAAAUAGCUUCCAAGAUGACUGGGACCCUGCCCCCCAAAGAGUUCCUCUGGACUGUCUUUGAGUCUGUUCGGGGCAGCAGUGAGGAGAGCCCCAGCUCUGACCUCAGUCCUGCUGCUGAUGUUCUGGACCAGCUCCUACGGCCCUCACAGGCCUUGCGGUCCAGUUGUAACAUUGCCACAGUUUGGGACAUGCCUUUUUACUGGAGAGAGCACCAGAUCGUCUCCCUGGGGCGCAUUGCUCUGGCUCUUAAUGAGAGUGAGUUGGAGCAGCUGGAUCUCAGCUCCAUUGACACAGUGGCUUCCCUGACCCAGCAGACUGAAUGGACCCUGGGACAGGCUAAAUCCAUUCUGCAAGGGUUCCUGGAAGAUUCAGCGUAUGCUAUCCAGGAUCUGAAGAGCUUUCACUUAGUAGGACUUGGCGAAACCCUGUGUGCCAUGAAUAUCACCGAAAUCUCACUAAUAGAGAUCUCAGAAUUCAGCGUCUUUUCUGGAUUAACUAAGGACGAACUCCAAAUGCUCGACAAAGGCUUGAUGCCGUAUUUCCAGCCAUCAACAAUAAAAUGCCUUCCUGAUGAGAUAUUCAAAGAGCUAUCGGCAGAGCAGAUCGCCUCUUUGGGCCCAGAGAAUGCGGCGGCGGUCACCGACGCCCAGCGCCGGCAACUCAGCAUGCUGCAGCUGCAGAGCCUCCAGCGUGCGCUAGAUGGCGCCAAGACCCGCUUUUGGCUGGACGCACCCCUGAGCGCCAGCCCCACCCGGACUCCGGUCUCGCGUUCACCUCCAGGAGCUCCUGUCUGCUGGGGUCUUUGGCUUGGCUGCCCUCUGCUGGUUCUAACAGCCAAGCCCCUGUGGUGA